Messenger RNA from Macadamia integrifolia, 1546 nucleotides. RefSeq names its product basic leucine zipper 23-like. Gene Ontology annotation, molecular function: RNA polymerase II cis-regulatory region sequence-specific DNA binding; DNA-binding transcription factor activity, RNA polymerase II-specific. The transcript is spliced from 3 exons. The coding region runs from base 319 to 1143 and encodes 274 amino acids. The record is from RefSeq and is a predicted model, not a curated record. NCBI's taxonomy places the organism in Eukaryota, Viridiplantae, Streptophyta, Magnoliopsida, Proteales, Proteaceae. Gene Ontology annotation, biological process: DNA-templated transcription; regulation of transcription by RNA polymerase II.
AGUGGAGAAAUUCAAAGGUUCGGAAUCAGAACCUGUCACUCUUUCUGCUCCGCAGGUCCGCCAUUACACAUAGUGUUACCUUUUUUAAGGUAUCUAGGGCUUCAGCUGCAGACCGAGAAGGUUGUUCGGAAGUCGAAUCUCCUAUUAAAGGCGUCAAUCUUGCAUCAGUUCUUUUGUUUUCGACGUUUACCUAAGGUCUCAUUGGAGUGGCAGUUUUUUAUUCGGGUAAUUGCGCGAUGGUUUAAAUCAUACGCUUGAUACUCGUACGCUAGGCUUUCGUCCUUUUCUUUGGUUCUGUGCCUUUUUUUUUUUAUUGUUAUGGACGACGGAGAGCUCGAUUACUCGAACCAUGAUGUCUUCUCAAGUCCUAACAUGGGUGAGCUUCCAAGCAGUUGCUCUAUGGAUAGCUUCUUCGAUGAGAUCCUAAAGGACACCCAUGCUUGUACCCAUACGCACACCUGCAAUCCACCUGGACCUGAUUAUUCCCAUACACACACUUGUUUUCAUGUCCACACCAAAAUUCUACCUGCCCCUGCUGAAGAUAAGGUAGCUACUGAUGAUACGGCAGAGUCAUCUGAGAAGAAAUCAAAGAAACGUCCCUUAGGUAAUCGUGAAGCUGUUCGAAAGUAUCGUGAGAAGAAGAAGGCACGAACUGCUUCAUUAGAAGACGAAGUUGCCCGAUUGAGGGCUCUGAAUCAGCAGUUACUGAAGAGAGUGCAGGGUCAAGUUGCAUUGGAGGCAGAGAUUGCCAGACUCAAAUGCUUGCUUGUGGACAUCAGAGGGAGGAUUGAGGGAGAGAUUGGAUCAUUCCCUUACCAAAAAUCGGCAAAGAGUGGUGAUGGGAUCCAGAACCUGCCCCAUUCGAACUUGUCUAGUGCCUAUGUCAUGAACCCAUGUGAUUUGCGGUGCGAUGAUCAGGUUUAUUGCCUACACCCUGGAAUGGAAGGCAAGGGUGGGGAUGGCAUGGGAUUGAAUGACCAAGGGUUUAAUGCUUGUGAAAUUGGAAAUGUUCAGUGUAUGGGGAAUCCUAACUUGGGAUUGAAGGAGCUUCCGGGUUGUGGAAAUGGGAGCAUAGGGGCCGGUGCAAAUUCUUCGAAUGCAAAUAAGAGAAGAGGAGGAGCUCGCACAGCCACAGGGGGUUGAAGAGCUUAUCUGAUUCUGGCUUGAGGGUACAUAUUAUCUUCUGAUUAGUAGGCUAGCGUCGCUGCACUCUCUCCUUCCCUUCGUCUCUUAAAGUUACAUUUCUAUUUAUUAUUUUGUAAUUUUGAAUCUUGAUGAUGGGGUUCUUUUUUUUUUUUUUUUUUUGGUUUUUUUAAUCCUCCUAAUCUCAUAUGUGGCUACCUAUUGUUGCUGCCCCUACUGGCUGGCUUCAAUCUAGUUUUCUUUUUGUCAUGUGAAGCUGGACGCUGGAAGUUGUAUGGGUGUAUUAUGUAAUAAUAUCUGUGGUAGGCAAUGCUAGUGAACGGAAGCUUUCUUCUGUUGCAUAAGAGGAUUGCUGUCUUUUAAAGUAUUGAAUGGUGUUAAUUAUGUGCCUUCUUGAUGGAAA